UUUGGCUAAAAGCUGCGAGGCUGAGGGAGGGCAGCGGGUCCGGGGGGGAGGCGGAGAGGCUCCGGCGCGCUGCUUCUUACUGAAUCUACCGCGCAGUUUCUUUCCAGGAACAGCAGAGAACAUUUAAAAGAGAGGAAAUGGCGGCUACAGGAGUGUUAGCAUGCUGAUUAGCCAACAUUAGCCUCGUGUUAACGCUGUAUGGGAAGUGUAGUUUUUUUAGAAUAAAAACUAAAAUCCAAUGAUAAAAAAUAAAUUACAUUACAGAUACAAGUCAUAACCUAGACGUGUUUUACAAAUAGUUAUUAUUAUAAAAAAAAUAAAAUGGCACUAAAUAAAUUAUGGACUUUACUUCCGGCAUCAAUGUGACGUCACGGGUCACGUACUCUGGUGCUACGAGUUCCACUUUUGCCACUUCCGGUAAAGUGAACAGGAAUCACUCCGAACUGUGGCGCUCUGAGAGUGCUCUAACUACAGGCGGGGAGAUGUUGAGUCCAGCUGCAGUGUUGAGGAGUUUGAGGAACAUCAGCCUGUUCGCUGACUCCAGGAGGAGCAGGAGGAGGAGCGAAGGUCCAGCUCAGGAGCUCAGUGAUGAAGAUUGUCUCCUCCAUCACCUCCCUGUGGAUGUCCAGUUCCUGAUCCUGACCUUCCUGUCCCCUCGGGACCUGUGCAGUCUUGGGGCUACCUGUCGCUACUGGAGCUGGAUGGUGCGUGACCCACUGCUCUGGAGGUAUCUCCUGAUUCGGGACGCUGCUCGCUGGAGCUCUGUUGAUCACCUGUCCACUCCGAGACUGCACUUCCUCACUGAGUCUGCAGGGGGAGACACAGAGACACACAUGGACACGGAGCAACUGGACUUCAUGGCAGAAUAUCUGCGUUGUUGUCCUGAGUGUCGUUCUCCACAGCGCUGCACUCCUCCGUCUGCUCUGUCGUUCUUCCUGCACUCUCUGGUGUCGGACUCGGAGCCGAGAUUCUCCAUGUUUGGUUCUGGUUUGGAGCAGCUCGAAGUGUCCCUCAUGACCGUCAUGAUGAACUCUCCUCACAUCCUGAGUGUGGCGGGAAUUCCACAGCGACAGAUUAACGGUAUUGGAUCAGGGAUCAGUUUUGUGUACGACGGCCAACACAAAUUCAACAUCAUCACUUUAUAUUCAACCAACAGUGCAGAGAGAGAGCGAGCACGUGUGGAGAGGUCGAGAGUGAACAGUAAACUCUUCGUUGAGGAGGAUGGUGAUGGAGCAGGACCCCGGUGUUACAGCGUCGCUCCUCAGUUCCAGGAAGUGUUCCGCUCCGUUAACGGCUUUAUUUACGUCGCUAAUGCGGAGAUGGAGACAGCUGUAAGGGAGGAUGAGUUUGCUCAGAUCAGUGCAGUGUUGCAGCCCGUCUAUGGUCCACCGUCUCGUCCUCUCCUUGUCCUCUCCUGUGUGUCCAGAGACGGAGAGACUCGCAGACCGAGUGCAUGUGUUUCUGUCGCUCAUCAGCUACAGCUCCACCUGCUGCCCAACCCAUGGAUGGUGCAGGACGUGGUGGCCGAGUCUCUCUCGGGUCUGUUGGAGGGGAUCACUUGGUUACUGAGACACUCAGGACUCAGGGUGUAGAUCACAGCAUCUUAUUAUAACGUGAUUCACUGCGUGCGUGAAUGGAGUUGUUCACGAGUGUGACGUCACACAAUGACUACGAGAACCUUGUUUACGUCUGAACGCACUUCAUGUCUUCAGACACCUGCUGGAUUUUUAUUCCUCCAUUUAUUUUAAACAUCACAUUGAAAGGAAUUCAGUCUGAAAUCAAAUCCCCACGUAACACUGCCAUGUUCUGCUCCAGACCCACAGACUGACGCGCAGAAGCUCGGGAUGAUUGAGUCCCACAGCAGCCUGCUGUUUAUAUUGAUGGCAGAUGUACUGAGAGGUGUGAGAGAGAGAGAGAGAGAGAGAGUGUGAUCAUCCCUGAGGAGGAGAGCGUGAUGGUUUACAGUCUGCAGGUCUGAGAGAGAGAAUGAAGUUUAAAAUGGUUUUUUGAAGUUAUUUUUAAAAAUGAAAAUAAAUGUGUGUGUUAGACUCUCCAUCAAACUGAUUUACUUCACAAGUGUUUUAUUAAAAUACAAAAUUAUAACGACAGCUGGUGGUAACCAUGGUGACGCUCUGUACGUAACCAUGCUGACCACUGACUGUGUUCCUAAAGUAA
Neoarius graeffei (lesser salmon catfish) is the source of this 2175-nucleotide messenger RNA. It is a transcript of the gene fbxo4, whose product is annotated as F-box protein 4. The record is from RefSeq and is a predicted model, not a curated record. Gene Ontology annotation, molecular function: protein binding. NCBI's taxonomy places the organism in Eukaryota, Metazoa, Chordata, Actinopteri, Siluriformes, Ariidae. Bases 339 to 1592 code for a protein of 417 amino acids. Gene Ontology annotation, cellular component: SCF ubiquitin ligase complex. The transcript is spliced from 8 exons. Gene Ontology annotation, biological process: SCF-dependent proteasomal ubiquitin-dependent protein catabolic process; protein polyubiquitination.